Molecule: messenger RNA, 3031 nt
Organism: Paramisgurnus dabryanus
Lineage: Eukaryota; Metazoa; Chordata; Actinopteri; Cypriniformes; Cobitidae
Gene: eml2
Product: EMAP like 2
Biological process (GO): microtubule cytoskeleton organization
Cellular component (GO): mitotic spindle
Molecular function (GO): microtubule binding
Source: RefSeq, a predicted model, not a curated record
CUCGCUGGAAAGGUAUUGAAGGUUCACUCGUAUGUCAGGAAAGUGUCGGGCUGGCGGAUCUUAGGAUCGGAGAGAGCAUAUCUAGGUGUUGAUAAGAAGAGGGGGACAUGUCGGAGCGAGUAGCGUCAUGUGGAAACCUGUACGAUACGAGCACGCUUCUGUUGCGAUAUUGCAACGAUGAUAAUCUCUCUGCUGGCAGUGGGAUGGAAAUGGAUGACCGUCUUUCCCACCUGGAGCAAAGGGUACAGUUGCAGGAGGAUGAGAUCCAGCUGUUGAAGGCGGCACUGGCAGAUGCUUUGAGAAGGCUGGGUUGCUGUGAGGAGAUUACGCAGGCCAGUAACAGGAAAGGGGGACCUACGAAAGUUCGACAAAUAAUGCAAGCUCUGCCAUCCAAGCCUCUGACCAAUGGGUACGUUCAAAUAAAACGCUUGAGUGGCUAUCCAUCCUCCCCUUCUUCUCCUAAAAAAGAUGCGAUCGCAUCUAUCAAAAGGAAGAGUAUGUCAACGGAACGUCUGUCCACUGUGAAGAAAGAGGCAGCAGACUCCCGCAUCAGGACCAUCUCAUCCAGCAGCUCAUCUGGUGGAAAGAGAGACAGCAAAACCAAAGAAUGUACUUUCAAUGCUGAUGAUGGUUACGUGAGGAUGUUUCUACGUGGCCGUCCAAUCACGAUGCAUAUUCCUGACCAGCAGAGGGACAGCUACAGUCUUGACAACCGGAUUGCCCUGCCAGAACGCAAGCUUAAGCUUCAGUGGGUGUAUGGGUAUAGGGGCAGAGACUGCCGUUCCAACCUUUACUUGCUGCCGACAGGAGAGAUUGUGUACUUCAAUGCUUCUGUAGUGGUGCUGUACAAUGUAGAGGAACAGCAACAAAGACACUAUCUGGGCCAUAAUGAUGACGUCAAAUGUUUGGCCAUCCAUCCAGACAUGGUCACCAUAGCAACUGGACAAGUUGCCGGUACAUCCAAAGAUGGCAAACCUUUGCAGCCUCAUGUUCGUGUUUGGGAUUCUGUCAGUUUGAAUACGCUGCAUGUGAUAGGAAUGGGUGUGAUUGACCGUGCUGUCACCUGUGUGGCCUUUUCCAAAUCGAAUGGUGGUGCUCAUUUGUGUGCGGUUGAUGAUGCAAAUGACCACAUUUUGUCUGUUUGGGACUGGCAAAAAGAAAAACAACUAGCUGAAGUUAAGUGUUCAAAUGACUCUGUGCUGGGUGCUGUCUUCCAUCCUAUGGAGGCCAACUUGAUUGUCACUUGCGGGAAGUCUCAUAUCAACUUCUGGACAAUGGAAGGAAGCACAUUAACCAAACGCCAGGGACUGUUUGAGAAACAUGAGAAACCCAAGUAUGUGCUUUGUGUUGCCUUCGCUGAGAAUGGAGAUGCGAUUACAGGGGAUUCGAGUGGAAACAUCUACGUCUGGGCAAAAGGUGGACAGAAGAUCAGCCAGGUGGUUUCGGGAGCUCAUGAGGGUGGGAUCUUCUCUCUGUGUGUGCUGAAGGACGGAACGCUUGUGUCCGGUGGAGGAAAAGAUCGCAAAGUGCUGCUCUGGGACCAUGAUUACCGUAAAAAGAGCGAGAUUGAGGUUCCCGAGGCAUUUGGCCCCGUGCGCACUUUAGCGGAAGGAAAGCAAGAUGAACUAUUUGUCGGAACGACACGAAAUGCUGUUCUUCGGGGUUCCUUCUCUGGUUCCCUCACGCCCAUAGUUCAGGGUCACACUGAUGAGUUAUGGGGUCUGGAUGUUCAUCCCAGUACCGAACAGUUUGUGACGUGUGGUCAAGACAAGCAGGUUCAUCUCUGGGAUACCUGCACUCAUCUGCCUCUGUGGAGCAAGACCAUUGAGGACCCUGGUCGUUCUGUUGGGUUUCAUCCCAGUGGUGCUGUGCUUGCUGUGGGCACUAUGACAGGAAGGUGGCUGGUGCUGGACACCGACACACGUGAUCUUGUCUCUAUGCAUACAGAUGGCAAUGAAAUAAUCUCCAAUGUUAAAUAUUCUCCUGAUGGGGCGUACCUGGCCGUAGCAUCCCAUGACAAUUUUGUUUACAUCUACUCUGUUACUGAGAAUGGCCGGAAAUACAGUCGAGUUGGCAAAUGCACUGGACACUCCAGUUUUGUAACCCAUCUCGAUUGGUCCGUUGACAGCCAGUUCAUCGUAACCAACUCAGGCGACUAUGAGAUUUUGUUCUGGGAGGCAUCCAGUGGGAAGCACAUCACAAGUGCAGAUGCAGUACGUAACCUGGAGUGGGCCACCUCUACAUGUGUGCUGGGGUUCAGUGUGUUUGGCAUCUGGCCAGAAGGUGCUGAUGGCACAGACAUCAAUGCUGUGUGCAGGUCACAUGACAAACAACUGCUUGCCUCAGCUGAUGAUUUUGGCAAAGUGCACUUGUUCUCCAACCCCUGUUCCCAGCCAAGGGCUCCCAGCCAUAUCUAUGGUGGGCAUAGCAGCCAUGUGACCAACGUUGCCUUUCUCCAUGACGACAGUCAUCUUAUUUCUACUGGUGGGAAGGACACCAGCAUUCUUCAAUGGGUGCUUGCCUAGCAAUACAAUACCUGAGCAAUCCUGCUGCAACCUCACUGUAGAUUUCUGCCCAGUAGAGGGCAGCACUGCUGUGCCUAAUCUCCUUCUUCACUUUUUCAUCUGCUGUACUACUGUGUAUGUUAUUGGGUUUUCCAUUAAGAGGCCAGUUUUGUCACUUGUCCAGGUGUAAGUAAUGUGAUGAUCUGAGGGUUGGAAGCUGAUCUUAAUUCAAUGCUAAACUCUAUAAUGAAUUGAAUCGUGUACUUUGCUCACCACUAGAGGGUGCAGGAGAAUUUAAGCAUGAGAUGUUGACACUAUUUAAACCUAUUUAAAGAGUUUUAGCUGCUAUUUGUGUUGCUGAAGCAUAUAGAAAUAAUUAAUGCAGUUACGUAGUGGGAGUUGUAUUUUAUUAUCAGAAGUACAUACAGUAAUAAUGUUGUGGCACUUAGCUUUUGAUGCAUAUACUGUAGGGGUGAACUUAAGCCGUGCUUUGCCUUUUAUUUGUUAAUAAAGUUUCUCAUAUAGCA